Messenger RNA from Merops nubicus (carmine bee-eater), 2391 nucleotides. It is a transcript of the gene PTPN22, whose product is annotated as protein tyrosine phosphatase, non-receptor type 22 (lymphoid). Gene Ontology annotation, molecular function: non-membrane spanning protein tyrosine phosphatase activity. The coding region runs from base 22 to 2391 and encodes 789 amino acids. Gene Ontology annotation, cellular component: cytoplasm; nucleus. The record is from RefSeq and is a predicted model, not a curated record. The transcript is spliced from 21 exons. Lineage: Eukaryota; Metazoa; Chordata; Aves; Coraciiformes; Meropidae. Gene Ontology annotation, biological process: negative regulation of p38MAPK cascade; positive regulation of toll-like receptor 4 signaling pathway; negative regulation of tumor necrosis factor production.
UCGCACUCAGUCUCCAGCAACAUGGACCAAAGAGAGAUUCUGCUGCGAAACCUGGAAAGGGCCCAAGGCAAGAAGCUCAACCGAGAGGAGUUCGUAGACGAAUUUUUGAAACUAAAAAGGCAGUCAACAAAGUACAGAUCGGAUAAAAUCUACCUUACAGCAGCAUCUGAGCAACCAGAGAACAUCAAGAAGAACAGAUACAAGGACAUCUUACCCUUUGACCACAGCAGAGUGGAGCUGUCCCUGAUUACAUCAGAUGCAGAUUCUCACUACAUCAAUGCCAACUUCAUCAAGGGCGUCUAUGGGCCAAGAGCAUACAUUGCAACCCAGGGUCCUCUCCCCACUACUGUCAUCGACUUUUGGAGGAUGAUUUGGGAGUAUGAAGUCCUGAUUGUGGUCAUGGCCUGUAUGGAGUUUGAAAUGGGAAAGAAGAAAUGUGAGCGGUACUGGGCAGAGGCGGAGGGCUCCCCCCUGCAGUGUGGUCCUUUCUCCAUCACCUGUGAAGCUGAAGAGAAGAAAAAUGAGUAUGUGACUAGAACUUUAAAGGUGAUCCUGAAUGAGGAAAUCCGCACCGUCCACCAGUUCCACUACACAAACUGGCCGGACCACGACGUCCCCUCGUCCAUCGACCCCAUCCUGGAGCUCGUGGCCGAGGUUCGCCGCUACCAGCCGGAUGACAGCGUCCCCCUCUGCGUCCACUGCAGUGCUGGCUGCGGGAGAACAGGAGUCAUCUGUGCCAUCGACUACACCCAGAAGCUCCUGAAGGAUGGAAUUGUUCCAGUGAACUUCAGUAUUUUUAGUCUGAUCCAGGAAAUGCGCACACAAAGGCCUUCCAUAGUGCAGACCAAGGAGCAGUAUGAGCUGGUUUAUGACGCCGUGAUCGAGCUCUUCAAAAGACAGAUUAAAGCACUCGAUGCCCAGGAAGAUCCUGCUGUUUCACAGGUACAAGCAAGACAUCCUGUAGCCAAGCCACUUCUGACUCCAGUAGAAGAUAUUUAUUCUUUGCAACUACUAACCUGCUCAGAGCAAGAGGAACAGGAUGUGCAUCAAUGUCUUCCUUCGGUGCUACAAAGCAAAGCACCUCUGACAUCUUUGUCUGCCACGGGAGUACACAGCAGCUCCAGAUGUGGAGGCCCUCCCAUCAGACAGGCCAUAUCCUUUGGGACUUUGAACUUCAUCCAUCGCAGAAAGACAACUGCCACUGAGAAGUGGGGUGCUGGGGGUGCUCUUCAGAAACACCACAGUCUGGAGUUCAGCAGCAUCUCUCCUGAGCAGCAGCCUCUGAACCUGGAAGCCAAGGGAGCAGGCAGGAGAGCGCCCCUGACACGGACUGCAUCCACCCCUUUUGUGCUGGCGCAGCAGGGAGCAGGCUCGGAGUGGGAUGGAGGGGAUGCAAAGCCUGGUUUGAGUUCACAGUUGCCAGACACCUGUUACUCAAGCUUUCAGGUGAAGAAGCAGGAUGGAUUUUCCCUUGUUAAGCUGAACCACUCGAGCCAAGAACCGGACAGCCCCCCGAGCCGCAGGAACUAUGGGAAACAUCCUUACCCGUACUGCUGCUCAGCAGAAGACCCCUACUUCUCCUCUCUCUCUCCAGAUGACCCCACAUCCCCGGUGUCUGCCGAGUGCUUUCUGGAGGGGCAGGAUGAUCUUCUCCCCUCUUGCACUGUGCGUGCCCCACUGCAGCCUGCUGUGGCCAGCCCCCCACCACCCAGGCCCCUGUCCCACCAUGUUCCCCUGCUGAAGGGCCAGAGGACACCCUCCCUGAGUAACCUGUCCAUGUCUCCCCAAUUAGCCACCCUGCUGCAGCCAAAUGAUGAUGAUGAUCCUCCACCCCUUCCGGAGCGAACUCCCGAGUCCUUUAUCGUGGCAAAUGAAUCUGGACAAUUUCCUCUGGACACUUCUGAUUUUCAGCUUCCAGCCAGUAAUAGAAAUAUUGGAAUCUCUUUGGAAUGGAGUGGUGAGUCUCACUCAGAGGUGUUUAAUGACUCAGUGAGACUGAGACCAUGUAGGAGUGUGAAGCUUCGGAGCCCACAAACAGAGACAACCCGGGAUCGCUCUAGCUCUCCUCCCCCGCUUCCUGAAAGAACACCAGAGUCUUUUGUUCUUGCUGAUGCAGCAAGUCUGCAGCCUGCUGCAAGAGGUUCUACAAUGAGUCCUGAGGGGUUGGAGAGCAAAACAUCAUCAAAAGAGCCUAUGAAAUGCUUCAGGAGGAGCAAGAGCUUGAAAAUAUUGAAAAAUGUGAGAAAGAGCAUCUGUAGUCCAUCUUCACUGGCAAAACCGCCAGAAUCUGCCCUGCCAGGCCAGUCGAGGUCUUUCCUUAACUUGGGCUUUGCAAAUCGAUUUUCGAAACCUAAAGGACCAAGAAACCCACCACCUGCAUGGGAUAUUUAG